Exophiala xenobiotica is the source of this 1560-nucleotide messenger RNA. RefSeq lists its product as uncharacterized. The record is from RefSeq and is a predicted model, not a curated record. Gene Ontology annotation, biological process: transmembrane transport. The coding region runs from base 1 to 1560 and encodes 519 amino acids. The transcript is spliced from 3 exons. Gene Ontology annotation, molecular function: transmembrane transporter activity. Gene Ontology annotation, cellular component: membrane. NCBI's taxonomy places the organism in Eukaryota, Fungi, Ascomycota, Eurotiomycetes, Chaetothyriales, Herpotrichiellaceae.
AUGGCAAUUCAGCAGGCUACCAUCACCACGACCACGAGUGUGACAGAGUCCCGGAGCUCAAGUCGUGACGAGGGUUCCAGCUCUGAGGGUCGAAACAAGGAAACUGAACCGAACCGACUUGCCAUUGCCCAGUCGCUAAGCCCGGAGGAAUUGGUGGUCUUGAGCAAAAAGGUCAAAUGGAAGGCCGAUAAGCGCUUGAUCGGUAUGGCAUGGAUUAUGUAUGUCCUCAACUACUUUGACAGAAACGAAAUUGGAGCGGCAAGAGUGAUUGGCAUGCAACAAUCACUGAACAUGACCACGACACAAUUCGGUGUCGCGAUUGCACUUUUCUUCGUCGGGUACAUGUCCAUGCAAGUCCCUUCGAACUUUCUCCUCACGAGGCUCCGUCCCUCAUUAUACCUUCCCGCAUGCAUGAUUGUAUGGGGUGCCUUAUCAGUGGUGACUGCUUUCGUCCACUCGAAAGCUGAGCUGUACGUUGUUCGCUUCUUCCUGGGCUUCUUAGAGGCGCCGUUUACGGUCGGGCUCCUGUUCGUGGUAUCAUCUUGGUACACGAGGUCGGAGUUGGGUUUGCGAAGCGCAUUGCUUCUGUCAGCACCCAUGGUGGGUAGCGCAUUUUCUGGUCUGCUCUCGGCUGCAAUCUACCGGGGCAUGGAAGGUGUCGCGGGCAUUCAGGCGUGGAGAUGGAUGUUUAUUCUUGGAGGUGCCUCCACCGUUCUGGUCGCCUUUGUCGCAUUCUGGGUCCUUCCGGAUUUCCCUUCGAAUACUCGCUGGCUAUCCCCCGAGGAACGCUCAGUGGCCGAGUGGCGACUGAUUCUCGAUGCUGGCCAAGUGGACGAAGAUGGCGACCCAAGCUGGUCUUAUGGCGUAAGAUCGGCGCUACGGGACUGGCGAGGGUAUGCUUUUGCCCUGAUGUGUCUAUUAGGAUCGCUUGCUGCUUCGACCAACGGAUUCUUUCCAUCGGUGGUCAAGACUCUCGGAUUCCGUCGCACCAACACUCUCUUGCUCACAGCUCCUCCUUAUCUGGUUGCUGUAGUCGUCGCGAUACUCAACAGCUGGUGUUCUGAUCGUUUCCGCAACUGCUCCUUCUUCAUUAUUUGGCCACUCCUGGCGGCCAUCAUUGGGUUCAUUGUAACAGCAACCUGCUCCGACCUGGGCGCUCGGUAUUUGGCCAUGUUCCUGAUGAUUGCCGCAGGACAUAGUGCCAAUGCGGUGGUCAUUGCUUGGGUCCAGAAGAGUGUGAUUCGGCCUCGAACAAAACGAGCAGUGACUAUUGCUUUUGUCAAUUGCAUAGGCGGUUUCUCCCAUAUCAUAAGCUCCUUUCUCUAUCGCGACAGAUGGGCGCCACGAUACACCAUCGCCAUGACGGUCAAUUCAGCAUCGGCUCUGGCAACAAUACUGCUUGCAGUUGUCAUGCGCAUGGUUCUCCGUCGUGCCAACCGGAAGCUCAAUGAGGGUACUGAUGUAGCUUCGGUGAUGCACGGCGAGUCAAACGCAGAGAUUGCAGGCUUGUCCGAACAGGAAAGGCGGACGGCCAAGGAGGGCUUCAGAUAUGUUACGUGA